This is a messenger RNA of Macadamia integrifolia, 742 nucleotides long. Its product is annotated as histone H2B.3-like. The transcript has a single exon. The record is from RefSeq and is a predicted model, not a curated record. Gene Ontology annotation, biological process: nucleosome assembly. Gene Ontology annotation, cellular component: nucleosome. Gene Ontology annotation, molecular function: DNA binding; protein heterodimerization activity; structural constituent of chromatin. Lineage: Eukaryota; Viridiplantae; Streptophyta; Magnoliopsida; Proteales; Proteaceae. Bases 107 to 553 code for a protein of 148 amino acids.
UUCUAUUGAAUCAAAACACGCAAAACCAAUUAGUGUUUAGUCUUCACUUUCAUAUCUCUUCGAAGCUUUCUUUCUCUUUUCUCACACACCCCUUCCCCGUUUUCUAAUGGCGCCAAAGGCAGAGAAGAAGCCAGCGGAGAAGAAACCUGCCUCUACCGCUGCAGAGGAGAAGAAAGCUGAGAAGGCUCCGGUAGGCGAGAAGAAGCCCAAGGCCGAGAAGAAGUUGCCCAAGGAAGCCGCUUCAUCUGACAAGAAGAAGAAGAGAUCGAAGAAGAGCGUUGAGACCUACAAGAUCUACAUCUUUAAGGUCUUAAAGCAGGUUCAUCCUGACAUCGGUAUCUCUAGCAAGGCUAUGGGUAUCAUGAACAGCUUCAUUAAUGAUAUCUUUGAGAAGCUUGCUCAGGAAUCUUCAAGGCUUGCAAGGUAUAACAAGAAGCCUACAAUUACUUCCAGAGAAAUUCAAACUGCUGUUCGCUUGGUUUUACCUGGAGAGCUUGCAAAGCACGCUGUUUCUGAAGGGACUAAGGCCGUCACAAAGUUCACUAGUUCUUAGGGUUUCGUAGAUAAUAGUUACUGUUGCUAGGGUUUCUAUUCUCCUCGUAUAUGGAUGAUUUGCUUUUGUUACUUAUGUAUCGCAGUUAGGGUUUCUUGGCUGUAAAGAUUAGCUUUUGCCCCCCUUUUUUUUUUAUAUGUAAUUCUCUGGCCUGCUAUCAAUUAAUGAAUCAUCCUGUUUGAUCUAAAA